CGAAUAGAAGCGAAUUGUGAAUUGUACACGGCUGCCUUUUCCGCUAAUAUAAGACAUUUACACGUCCUUAUUUUUGUGUCGUUUGAAUGAUGUUUCAUUCGCGUAUCAACAGGAACAACAGAGUACGAAUAACGUAGCAAACGAAAUUUAAAUGAAAAUGAUCAACCUGCUUAAAUGAAAGACUUCUAGCCUAAACCAGAAAUGCGACUGAAGGAAUCCACCGCUAUUCAAGGGCAGGUUAAUUUCUUAUACUAUGGCUCAACGCUCAGCCUGCCACUUUGAUAGCUCGUGUUUUAGCUUCUAAAUUCUUCCAAAUUUUAGCUGGGAUACAUGUUUGAAACUUCGCUGGAUGCAAGACGCAGAUUAUAAUAGCCUACCAGGUUAAUGGCAGCCUCUGUGUCUCGGCAAUUAACUAUAGGCUAUAAAAAGUGAUUGUUGGUGUAGACUACGCUGUAAAAUAUUUUUUCUUUCGGUUCAGUUAUUUCCUGGUGCUGCAGAAAGAGGCAGUGCUGAGUUGAAGAGACCGAAAUACAGAUAGAAUUUUAGAUUGAAAAAUAUAGUGGGAGAGUGCGAGGGGGGAAUUGGCUGUUUUCCAGAAGCAGCUUCGCUCCACUCCUUUUCUGUAUUUAUGGAAUUAAUGUAACGUUAUUUUAUUUAUAUACAUGUAUUUAUUGGAACUGAUUGAAUGUACUACUAUAGCCGAAAACGAAAUUGUAACGGGGACAUUAUUUGUCAGAGCAACGGAGGAGCAGCGCAAGGAUUUUUUGUACCUUUUUUCUUAAUUUCAUUUUAAAAUUGCGGCACUUAUUUGUUUAUUCGCUUACACUUUCAAUCCAAGACAGCAGUUUAACGGAAGAUGGGUUGUUUAGGAAACGGCAAAACCGAAGAUCAACGUAUCGACGAAAAAGCACAGCGAGAAGCGAAUAAAAAAAUAGACAAACAGUUGCAAAAAGAAAGACAAGCGUAUAAAGCCACACAUCGACUGCUUUUAUUGGGGGCUGGGGAGUCCGGAAAGAGCACGAUUGUCAAGCAGAUGAGGAUUCUUCACGUCAAUGGUUUUAAUGCAGAAGAAAAGAAACAUAAAAUUCAGGACAUCUGGAAAAAUGUGAAGGAUGCCAUAGUGACAAUAGUUUCAGCGAUGAGCACUUUAAUACCCCCCGUUCCAUUAGCCAAUCCAGAGAACCAGUUCAGAAUAGAAUACAUCAGAAGUAUUGCACCUUACUCAGACUUUGACUACACACAGAACCUUAAUUCAGUACUUGGGAGAACCCCCUUUGGCAGCAGUUACAGCUUUGAGUCUUCUCGGGAAUUCUUCGACCAUGCAAAGAAGCUCUGGGACGAUGAAGGCGUGAAGGCAUGCUUUGAACGCUCCAACGAGUACCAGCUCAUCGACUGCGCAGAGUACUUUUUGGACAGAAUUGACUCAGUAAGACAAAAUGACUACACGCCAACAGACCAGGACCUGCUUCGGUGCAGAGUGCUGACUUCAGGGAUUUUUGAAACUCGUUUUCAAAUAGACAAAGUGCAUUUUCACAUGUUUGAUGUUGGUGGCCAGAGGGAUGAGAGGAAAAAGUGGAUCCAGUGCUUUAAUGAUGUCACCGCUAUCAUCUUUGUCGUUGCGAGCAGCAGCUACAACAUGGUAAUAAGGGAGGACAAUGACACAAACAGGCUACGGGAAGCACUGGACCUCUUCAACAAAAUCUGGAAUAACAGGUUUUUACGGACCAUUUCAGUCAUCCUGUUCUUGAACAAGCAGGACAUGCUGGCAGAGAAAGUGUUAGCAGGGAAAUCCAAAAUUGAAGACUACUUUCCCGACUAUGCGCGUUACAGCAUACCGAAUGAAACAACUCCUGAGCCUGGAGAAGACCCAAGAGUGACAAGGGCAAAGUUUUUCAUCAGAGAUGAAUUCCUUAGGAUCUGCACAGCCAGCGGAGACAGAAGCCGCUACUGCUACCCCCACUUCACCUGCGCCGUGGACACGGAGAACAUCCGCCGCGUCUUCAAGGACUGCCGCGACAUCAUCCAGAGGAUGCACCUGCACAUCUACGAGCUCUUGUGACGAGCGGCCAAUCAGGCCUCCCCCUGGGAAACGGGUCGCCAGCGCAGAGACGGAUUCCCCGUUCCGCCGUGUCUUUUUCAUUUAAAGCCAUUCUCCACUCCAUUUAAUCUUUAUCGCAGGGAGUGAACGGGAGCAAGGCCAUCCUUUGCUAUUCCUUUACCAUGCCUUUUUGCGUCAUUCCAUUAAUGCCUACGGCUACCUGUUUUUGUAACGUUUUUAUUUCUUUUUCGCGCUAUGGUUAUCGGACCUCGCCGGUGACCGGACGCCCUGGAGUUGGGUCUGUCUGGCGGGCAGCGCUUGUAUAGGGGCCCGACCCUGGG
Molecule: messenger RNA, 2379 nt
Organism: Conger conger (European conger)
Lineage: Eukaryota; Metazoa; Chordata; Actinopteri; Anguilliformes; Congridae
Gene: gnal
Product: guanine nucleotide binding protein (G protein), alpha activating activity polypeptide, olfactory type
Exons: 13
Coding region: 857-2059 (400 amino acids)
Biological process (GO): adenylate cyclase-modulating G protein-coupled receptor signaling pathway
Cellular component (GO): heterotrimeric G-protein complex
Molecular function (GO): GTPase activity; G protein-coupled receptor binding; GTP binding
Source: RefSeq, a predicted model, not a curated record